Molecule: messenger RNA, 1381 nt
Organism: Sphaeramia orbicularis (orbiculate cardinalfish)
Lineage: Eukaryota; Metazoa; Chordata; Actinopteri; Kurtiformes; Apogonidae
Exons: 2
Coding region: 84-833 (249 amino acids)
Source: RefSeq, a predicted model, not a curated record
AUUAGUCAUUAGUUCUACUUGUGUUAAAUCCUCACUUAGUUUUCCUGCCGUUUCAAAUUAAAUGAUGUCAACAAACUGCAGAAAUGCUGCUUUGGUUUUGGAUUCUCAUGUCUGGAUCCCUCGGUGGCUGUUUAUCUGCGCAACCUGUGGUGGUUGUGAACCUGAAUGCUAUGGCGAUGCUGCCUUGUCCUCACACUAACGGAAAUGUGAUGUGGACCCGCUACGACACCAAUGGAAAAUUAGUACCGGUUAUUCCGAUAAAGAAUGAAGCGGAGACCAAAACUGGGCCAAGAGAUGAACGCUACAGAGUCCUGUCCAAUGGGUCACUGCUUAUCCUGAACGUGAAGAGAUCUGACUCCAGGAUGUACCUGUGUAAUUCAAAACGUGUGUAUCUGAAUGUGACCGAAGGAAACGGUCCAACCAACCCACCCAGAACCCACGAUCUAGACCAGGACCCACUGGAGUCUGACAGAAACAGAGAUGAUGUACAGAUCCCACAGAAGUCAGACUCUUGGAAAAUACCAGUCGGGGUCAUCGUAGGUGUGAUGCUGGCGCUUUUGGGCAUCGCAGCCUUUAGAUUCUGCUCAAGAGGAAGGAUGUCUCCACCUAAUAAAACCACGGCCGAGGUGGUCUACGAGGAGAUUAAAGAUGGCGGGACGGGGACGAUGAUGGAGCCUGAUGUGGAAAGUCCAUACUCCUGGGUGAACAUGGACUCCACUGCCCACGGAGAACAUCUGUACAGCGUCGUUAGCAAAACCAAAGACCGUCACAACAACCAGUCUGUUUAUUCACUCGCCCAAAAUCCACUUCAGCCACUAAAUAUCAGCCCUUAAUGAGACAUGCACUAAAAACAGAAUGGACAUAAUGAGGCACAUGUUAUUUUAUGCAUCAUUAUCACAAUACUUUACUGUUGUUAUUGUUAUAAUCACGGUGGUUUUUCACUUAAUUUAAAUCAUGAAUAUUAUGAUAAUAAACAAACAUUUCAUCAGGAUAACCGCUCUGAAAGUUCUCUCCAUAGAUGUGAUGAGAGUUUGCCAUGUUUUUACCAUAAAUAAGUGUCUGGUGGUGGCUGUUUUUAUUUGGUGGCUGUGUUUGUUGGUUUGUUGGUAAAUAAUCAGAACAAUAAUAUGACAUGAUGUAUGAAUUCAUUGUCCAAAUUACAAUGAAAAACAUGCGAAAGUUGGUAAUGAUGUACAGACUCAAGAAGACAAAAAGAAUGGAAAAUAAUGGAUAAAGUGGAGGUUUUUUCAUUUCAGGGCUUAUAGUUAUGUAUUUUGGAAGUUGUUCGGACCAUUGUGUUCAUUUUACAUGCUUUUCUUUCCUAAUUUUUUAAAAUAUAGAUAAGUUUUGGCUGUGUUCAUACACAUGACAUGAGGUCUGG